GGGCGCCGCCCUCUUUCGGCUAUUGGCUGCGUGCCCUCGCGGCUCUGAGCGGGGAGAGCGUUUCCGCUGCCGGGUUAAAGGGCAGCCCGUUGCUAGGGGGCGGCGUUGCUAGGGGAGGCCUGGCCGCCCGCGCGCCAUGGCGGGGAACCGGCUGCAGAAGAUCGGGAGCGUGUUCAGCCGGACCCGCAACCUGCUCCGCAUCGGGGUGAUCGAGAAGCCGCUGUGGUUCGACGUCUACGCCGCGUUCCCCCCGCUGAGGGAGCCCGUGUACCGGGUGCCGCGGCCGCGCUACGGCAAGGUGCAGGAUGUCGUCCCGCCCGUCUUCUACCCGGAGGACGAAGUGCGAGCGAAAUUUUACAGAAUUUAUGGCAAUGGCCCAAGACCUUUCGACCUGUCACAGUCAAACUAUAAAUCUACUUGCCAAAGGUUUGUUGAAAAAUACAAUGAACUGAAGGAAGGAGGAAAAAUUGAAGAGGAAAAAUUGUUUGAAGAAACAGGAAAAGCCCUUUUAGCCAGUGGGAUAAUUCUGCAGAGAAGAGGAACAGAUAAAGUAGCACAACAGGAUCAUCACAAGGUUGAAACCAGGGAUUCUGCGUUACACCUGCAGCUCCAAACUGUGCUGGAAGAGAUACAGGAGAAGAAGAAAGGUCGGGAGGAGCAGGUGCCAGAGUCGGCAGAAGCGCAGAAGGAAGAUCCCUUUCCCUCCUGACAGCCCUGGGGUUCCCCGCGACACCCCGACUGUCACUGCAGGAGCCGCCGCUUCUGCCUCCGCAGCCCGGGGUUGUGAGACGCUUGUUUUGGCGGAACACGCCUCAGUUCCCCGGCUCUGGUGCCUUCGUCGUGGUGUGCGGGGCGCGGGUUCUGCCACCUCCCUGUGGGUAAAAUUGGAGAUAAUACAUUUUUUUGAGGUUCAAGACCGUGAUCUCAAAUGGUGGCUUGCAAAAUACAAGUAUAAAAGUGGAAAAUUAAACGUUUUCUUUAAAAAUGGGAAGUUCCUUUUCUUCAGGCGCCUUGUUUCCAGCAGUAAAGGUGUCUCAGCUUCUCGUGCGCGGCGGUGCAGGCCCUGUGACAGUCCUGCCGUGGAAAUGGCAGCUGCUGCUGGCCUGACGUGUCCGAACAGCCGCCCGAAGGGUCAGCUUUUUAUAGCUGAUGGAGAAGAGUUGCUAUUUAUAGAAACGCAACAACGUGCUCUUCCUAGUCCAUCAUUUGCUUAAAUUCAGAAGGUAACAGUACCAGAUAAUGGGACUUUUGCUGGUGUUAGUGACUCCUUAGUGAAGUCGCUCACCUCAGAAGUGUGAAAGACACGAUGUUACAGCUUUGCUGGAGUGAGAGCCCAGAGCUGCUGCGGGAAUAGACACAGGGACUCGGGCAAUGUGAGAAAAUAACAAUCUCACCAGGAGUCACAGCCGGAUGGAGUUUCAUUCUUCCUGUGUCUGCAACCCCCAGGGCCUACCUUCAUUGUAUUAAAGAUUUAAACUGUU
This is a messenger RNA of Columba livia (rock pigeon), 1481 nucleotides long. RefSeq names its product mitochondrial ribosomal protein S23 (gene MRPS23). NCBI's taxonomy places the organism in Eukaryota, Metazoa, Chordata, Aves, Columbiformes, Columbidae. Bases 137 to 709 code for a protein of 190 amino acids. The transcript has 5 exons. The record is from RefSeq and is a predicted model, not a curated record. Gene Ontology annotation, molecular function: structural constituent of ribosome. Gene Ontology annotation, biological process: translation. Gene Ontology annotation, cellular component: ribosome; mitochondrion.